Messenger RNA from Cuscuta epithymum, 912 nucleotides. The record is from the annotation of a GenBank genome assembly. NCBI's taxonomy places the organism in Eukaryota, Viridiplantae, Streptophyta, Magnoliopsida, Solanales, Convolvulaceae.
AAGUAUGUAAUGGCACCAAAAAAGGGAGGGAAAAGGAUGAGCGCGGUGGUGACAUCUCGAAAAGUGGUGGAAGAAACCGUCCAAGUGGUCAUCACUCCGGCCACCACCUGCGGCGGAGAAGCCGUGACCGAGAGCCAACAGCAGCCCAGCGAUGAAUCCAAAGAGAAGGUGCCCGAGAACCAACCACUGCCUAGUGAUGAAGUACCCAAAGAAAAUGAACAAGUGGAGGCAGUGUCAACUCCGACGGCGGCGGAAGAAGACCCGCCCGCAACCAAGAGAACGAUCUCCGUUGAAGAAAAGAAAGAAGACCCGCCCGCAACCGAGAGAGCGAUAUCCGUUGAAGACGAGAAUGAAGACCCACCCGCAACGAAGAGAACUGUCUCCGUUGAAGACAAGAACGAAGACCCGCCGCCCGAGAAUCCUCCUCAAAGGAGGAAGAGGAAGCGGGCGGCGGUGGGAGCGGGAGAAGGGUACAAGAGGUACGUGUACAAGGUGUUGAAGCAAGUGCACCCGGAGUUGGGGAUAUCUUCCAAAGCUAUGACGGUGGUGAACAAUUUGAUAGGGGACAUGUUUGAGAGGAUAGCGGCGGAGGCGGCGGUUCUGACGAAGUACGUCUCCAGGAGGACGCUGUCGACGAGGGAGAUUCAGGACGCCGUGAAGUUGGUGUUGCCGGGAGAGCUUGGGAAGCAUGCCAUUUCGGAGGGAAUGAAGGCGGUCACUAAUUAUAUUGGCACUCUAGAUGGAGACGACCACUCUAUAAGUUGUCUUCGACCAAAACUCAAUAAUUAAAAUUAGUACGUACGUAGUACUUAAUUACGUAGUUAAUAAUGCAAGUACUUCAAUUCCAUGCAAGUACGUAGUACGAAGUAUAUUAUGCAUGUCUAGAAAACUUUCUAAAUAUAUUCGCACGGG